AUGUUGGAGCGUGAAAACGUCGUAAAUACGUUUUUAAUCAUUAAAUUCGGUAUUUCGCACCUGUUUAUCGUUAUAAUAUCCUCGGAAAACGAACCAAAUGGAAAUGAAAUCCGCCUUUUUUGCGACAAUUUGCUUUUUAUGGCUCAUUUGACAAUUACAAUUGGACAGCUCAUAUCACUGAUCACAGUGUUGAUGGACAUUUAUGGCCAACGUCUUUUACAAAAAUAUUCAAUGUUGAGUCUUAGUAAUUUUUUUUUGUUUAAAUUUAAUGAGAUGGCGUUACGUUUAUUUUUGGAAGUAAAUCUGGCACAUUUAAUUGGACAAUGCAUGGAUUGGAUUCAAAGUGGUAACGUAAUUUUGAUAUGGAAAGUGAAAGUGUUGGCGAUUUGA
This is a messenger RNA of Vavraia culicis subsp. floridensis, 390 nucleotides long. RefSeq lists its product as uncharacterized. NCBI's taxonomy places the organism in Eukaryota, Fungi, Microsporidia, Pleistophoridae. The coding region runs from base 1 to 390 and encodes 129 amino acids. The record is from RefSeq and is a predicted model, not a curated record. The transcript has a single exon.